CCGGAGUUAAGAAAAUGUUAGACCUCCCGCCAUCAGCAUCAUGACCACCCCACUCCCACCCACGGCACCCCCAAUAUUUUUCUUCUUCUUCUAACCUCACAUUUCUGAUCUCUUAUCUCCCACAAUCCCACCUGUAUACUGCACCACUUCACGAAACUCUACCCUCACAAAUUCGGAUUGCCAUUUCUACACAGGAGAAAACAUCUAUAAUUGAUAGACGAGUAAAUGACUCUUCACUUGUGUUGUUGUUCCCCUUGGAUCUCCCGCCUUCCCCAUCACUAUUACCCCAAAAACUUCACAACCCCACUUCACAAUUACUGUUUCCUCUUCAAGAACCGCUCUAUCUUUCAGGGUUUUCGCAUUUCUAAGAAUUUCAUUAAGUUUUCGGGAAAGAAUGAGGUGUCAUCAUCAUCUGAGGAAGCAUUGGUUUCGGAAGUGGUGGAUGGUGAAAUUUUAAGCGCUAUUGCGGCCGCUGAGGAUGCUAGUGGAGUAUUGAAUGUGAUUGCGGAGAAAACGAAGAAAAAUGGUGGAGUUUUGAGCGGUUCUGAUUGUCGAUUGAUUAUCUCGGCCGCCCUUGAUAGUGGAAAUGUUGAUUUGGCACUCUCUGUUUUCUCCGCCAUGCGUUCCAGCUUCAACCCAGUUGUAAGUGACAAAGUUAUACCAGUUCAGAGAUGGAAGUGGUCGAUGCCAGAUGUACAUACUUACACAUUAUUAGUUAAGGGUCUUGCAGCCUCACUGAGGGUUUUGGAUGCCCUCAAAAUGAUUGAUUCUGUUUGCCGAGUAGGAAUGUCUCCUGGUGAAGAGGUCCCAUUUGGUAAGGUCGUGCGAUGUCCCAGUUGUAUGAUAGCUGUUGCUGUUUCUCAACCGCAGGAUGGUAUUCAGAUCGUUGCUUGUUCUAAGUGCCGCUACAAGUAUGAGCUCAUUUCAGGCAUCAUCCUUGCUAUAGAGUCAGAAGAAAUCAGCAUGGAUGUUCCUGCAUGGAAAAGGCAGCUAGGAUUCCUGCAAAUAGUGAAGCAAAACGUUCCUGCUGCUGUUCACUCCAUUGUGGUGGAGACCCCUUCAGGAGUGGCAAGAACGCACAGGUUUGCAACUCAAACAGUUGACCUCCCUGCCCAAGAAGGAGAAAGAGUGACUAUUGCUCUAGCAGCUCCAUCGAAUGUUUAUCGAGAGGUUGGACCAUUGAAGUUUAAUCCAAGAGUCCCAAAUUUCUACCCUGGUGAGCCUAUGUGCCUGACAAAUCAUAGGGAUGGCCGAGAAUCAUCAUUACUAAGAGCUCCCACAAAAGAUAGGAGCACAUCCCUUCUGAACCCUUCUAUAUUGUUUCCUGUUGCUGCUGUAUUUGCCACUGUCGAUGCUGCCUCAGGAAUGAUAGAUCCUAGCUUGCCUCAGUUAAUUUCAGUUGCAGCUGUUUCUUCACUUGCCCUUGGAGCAACUUUGAACAGUUUAAUUUUUCCCAGUCUAAACAAGCUUCCUCAGAAACUAGUGGAUGUAACUGCUAUCAGGCAGCAGCUGUUAUCGCAGUAUGAUGUACUUCAGUCUCGCAUCAAGGACUUGAAGCAAGCUGCUGAGAAUGAGGUUUGGAUGUUGGCACGUAUGUGCCAAUUGGAGAACAAAAUAGUUGCUGUCGGAGAACCUUCUUAUCGUGCUCGGAGAAGUAAAAUCAGAAGGGUGCGGGAAGGCCUGGAGAGUUCCCUUGAGAAUAGGAUUGAACUGAUUGCAAGCUAUGCAAGAAUUUCAUCAAUGAUAGAAAUUGAGGUAGAACUGGAUUCUGACGUUCUUGCUGCUGAAGUUGUGAGUAACACGGAAAGUAUUGCAGAACAAAUCCAACAAAUCAUGGAGAUUGAAAACCUUGAGGAGAAAUGGAGGCUGCAAGCCGAGGCGAGUGAUGAGGCUGAAAGACUUCUUAGCUCUGAGCGAAUACCUGCAGAACAGAUUUUCGAUAGAUAAGUGGUGAACGUACUCGAGUCAAGGUAUCAUUGUACUUGCAUUGUUGUCCCCAACAGUAUUCGAUCACUCUUUCUACUACUAGUUAUUGCCUCCUGUGGAUCAAAGAAAAUCGCCGUGUUCUUGCACUUCACUGGUUGAAUUGCUUGAGGCCAUGAUAAGCAUUUGUACUAGAAAAUUUUGAUAAAUGGAAUGGGAACACAAACAUCUCCUAACUUGGAGAAUUUUCUGCAAUUUGCGCAACUCAGAGAUGAAGCAUUAUUCUAUUGUUGGUCAAUGUGCAGUAUAUAUAGCUAGAAAAAUAAUUGACCCUCUUUUGUUUGUAUGCAGUUUAAUUAUUUGUCCAUGUAUCAUAAAUCUGUAUCAAUAGCAAUUUGAAAUUUAAUACUAUUUGUAAAAUGUUUUGUUGCAAAAAUGCCGGUACAUGGUUUGAAGAU
Olea europaea var. sylvestris is the source of this 2381-nucleotide messenger RNA. RefSeq lists its product as uncharacterized. The transcript is spliced from 12 exons. The record is from RefSeq and is a predicted model, not a curated record. Lineage: Eukaryota; Viridiplantae; Streptophyta; Magnoliopsida; Lamiales; Oleaceae. Gene Ontology annotation, molecular function: protein binding. The coding region runs from base 226 to 1947 and encodes 573 amino acids.